CUUCAACAAACCUCGAGUCGAGAGAGAGAAGAGAGCAGACAACAAGAGACACCAACGAACAGAGGCAAACCGGCUCACGCCUGUCUCGGUGCGGUGGCCGGCUAAUCAUGGCCACCGUGGGGCAGUCCGGGGCCCUGAGAAGGGUCACCGUGCACUACGCCAGCUCGCCCACGCGCGGCGCGGUGGUAGAGGUGAGCCUCGACGACCUCGACGACGAGCUGCUCCAGUUUGUGCUCGCCGAUCUUCUUCCCGGCCAGGAGGGUUUACACCAGUCGAUCUUGGAAGGAGCACACGGCAGCAACCAGGAGAACUAUAUGAGAGGCGCAGGAUCCAGUGCGCCGUCACAGGAAUACCAUGCACAGAGCAGCACCGCUGCUGCGGCAGCAGCUGCUUCGUCCAGGAGGAAUCCAGGCACGGAUGACGCCCAGAUCGCCUCGGACUUCGAGUACGCCACGAAGCUGCAGCAGGAGAUGGAGGGCCUCAGCGUCGACGACGACGGCGACGGUAUCAGCUGCGUGCCGUCUCCGUCUGACUCUGACGACGGGCACGACCAUCAAAACGAAGAGGACGAGGAGGAGGAGGAUGGUAAUGGUGGUGGUGAUGAUGAUGAUGAUCCAGACAACAUGACUUAUGAGCAAAGACAGGCACUUGUAGAGUCUGUGGGGUCUGAGGACAGAGGCUUAUCCGACGAGCUCAUCUCCUACCUGCAGCCAUGGAAGUACAAGGCAUCAGGGUUUUUCUCCCGGAAAACAAACCAUGACGACUGCCCUAUCUGCCUGUCAACUUUCAGGAACCGAGAGACUAUGAUAACGUUGCCGUGCAUGCAUCACUACCACGCAGCUUGCGUCACCAAAUGGCUCAGGGUCAACAAGACAUGCCCUGUAUGCAAAUAUGAACUGUUCGGACCUUGCUAGCAUCCGACAAUGGGCUGAUAAGACAAGGUGAUGGGGCGUCACACUCACACCCAGCUGGUUGCAUCAUCUACUUUUUUUUGCACCAAGAAAAAAGAAAAUGAAAAACAAUCCAAAAAGAGAAGGGAAAAAAGUUAGGAAGUGUAGAUCUUGAUCACACAAGAAAAAGAAGAAAAAAAACUGAAAUUUAUGUCUUUUUUAUCUUUCCUUUGGCUUGUGGAAAUGUACGUAAGUCACGGUCUUAUAUUUGUUUAGAAGCUUGUUUUUUU
Zea mays is the source of this 1180-nucleotide messenger RNA. RefSeq lists its product as uncharacterized. The coding region runs from base 108 to 914 and encodes 268 amino acids. Gene Ontology annotation, molecular function: ubiquitin-protein transferase activity; ubiquitin conjugating enzyme binding. The record is from RefSeq and is marked provisional. NCBI's taxonomy places the organism in Eukaryota, Viridiplantae, Streptophyta, Magnoliopsida, Poales, Poaceae. The transcript is spliced from 8 exons. Gene Ontology annotation, biological process: protein ubiquitination; negative regulation of organ growth.